Phragmites australis (common reed) is the source of this 1300-nucleotide messenger RNA. RefSeq lists its product as uncharacterized. The transcript has 2 exons. Lineage: Eukaryota; Viridiplantae; Streptophyta; Magnoliopsida; Poales; Poaceae. The record is from RefSeq and is a predicted model, not a curated record. The coding region runs from base 426 to 1028 and encodes 200 amino acids.
GCUUUUUACUGCUCCGGACAAAGGGUGGGGUAAUGGUGCAAGAAAGUGGUGUGAAAGCUGAAAAGGUGGGUGGAAGAAAGAGAGGGCGGGGACGUCCGCCAUGAAAACUCACGAGUCACGCGCGUGGGAGCAGUUGAUGCUGCCGCAACGGUCACUUUGCUGGCCUGCCCUCCCAUCACCAUCACCAGCAGCAGCAGAUCACCGCUCACCACUCCCUUGCUCCUCGAUCUCGCCCACCUCCCGACAUCUCCCCGCACAUCCAUGAAUUAAAACGUACAAGGAAUUCGACGAAACCGCAGCUUCCACGACCUUCUUAUUUUUCGUUUCCUCGUCCCGAAGACAGAGCUCGCGCAUUUUCUUGUUUCCACCCGCGGCUGCCUCGUCGACUAGUCGCGGUCUUGUGAGCUGCAAGCGUCGGCAUCACGAUGGGGAAGAAGCGGGCAGCCGUGGGCGCGGUGACCGCGCCCGUCUUCCCGUUCCCGGCGGCCAUCGGCGAGCAGGAACCCGCGCCGGACCACUUCAGCGACUACGGCUUCGACCCCCAGCUCAUACAGUACUUCUCUCAGCGUCAGGCGGAGCGGCCAUCGACCAGGCGCCACCACCAGCAGCAGCCGCCGCCGCUGGAAUCAGCGCGGUUCAAGCUCCAGAAGCCCAUCUCCAAGAAGCACCACCACCACCAGAAGCAGCAGCGCCGCCGGUGGUGGAGCUCCGCCGCCUCCGCCGCGCUCCUCUUUUUCAAGCGCCCGUCCACCAACCCCGCCGAAACCUCAGCUUCGCCCUGCGUCCCUCCGUCAGGCACCGCCGGGCCACUGUACCUCGCUGACGACGACGGUGGCAGCGGCAGGGACGACGCCGCCACGUGCACGUGCUGGGCGCCGGCCAUGUGGUCCGGCCACCUGGCCGCCGCCGAGCUCGACGCCGCGUCGAUGACGGUGCCCUACGUCAGCCUCAGAGACGCCAACCUCGGCGCCGGCGCCGGAGCAGCAGCAGCAACAGCCCCGGCGAUGCCCAUCUACCUCGUGACGUGAACCUUCUCCCGCUCCCGCCGGUCGCUCUGCCUUGCCGUUGCUUGCACCGUGUUUUCUAUGGUUUCCUCUCGAGAACCUUGGACCACAUGUCAGUGAAUAUUUUCAACGGCUGGCGGUAAGUGACUGAGACUAGUCGUCAAACGGUCAAAGUGCAAGUGUCUCUAGACUUCCACAGUUUCUCCAUUUUUUUACUCUUCCUCUUUGCAAGCGUGCAUUUUCAUUUAGUUGCUUUUCGAGGAUCGUUGCCUUGUUGGGUUUGCUUGAAAAGUCCA